CCUCGGCCUGGCUCAUCCCCUGCCUGCCCCUGGGCUCUCCAACUCACUGGCCAGCCAAGCUCAGGGACAGGCUCCGUUGUGCUGGUGACCAGUCCCUUUUCCACCCUGUCGGCCUCUCCCCUGCCUUGUCCUCCCCGACUCCUUCCACUCCACAUGGCUUUAGUGCUCACACCUUUCUGCUGACACCCUCAGGUCUCUGGGACCCCUGGCUUCAUCCCCAGCUUCCAUCCCCAGCUUGCAGAGGUACAGUCACAAAAGCCAGGCUGGAUCUCCCUGGAGUGACACCUCUGGAUCUGUGAUCCCAGCAAUCAGCACCAGUGAGGAGCUUGGCUCAUUACACUUCUUUCUGCUGUCCUUUGCUGUACACAUCUGUGUCACUGGACCCAUCCCUUGCUGCUUCCCUCUUUGCCUUGUCCCCCUUUUUGGCCACAUCCCUGAUCAGCUCCCUUUGCCCCAGCAGGUGCCCCCAGGCCUGACUGGGCUGGGAGGGUGUGGAACCCACAGGGCUGAGCGCCCACGGGCACUGCCUUUGCCUCCCUCAGGGCAGCAGCUUUGCCUCAACCAACCACCCUCCAUGGCCUUGCCUCUUGGCUGCCAAUUGCUUUUAAGCAAGAGUGAAGCUGCUGCUGCUGGGCUUUGCUCCCACCCACUGCCUUUGGAUGUGAAUCCUGGCUCCAUCACCUCCCUCCUGCCCAAAUGGCCUCUGGGCUCAUGCCAGGGAUGUGCAAAGUGCUGCCACAUCUGUCCCCUCCUGAGCCCAGGGAGCAGCCCUGGAGAGCCCCUGCAGCAGGGGUGUGUCUGUGCAUGCUGCCAGAAGGGCAUGUUCACAGAAAAAGCAUUGUCAAAACCCCCCCAAAGUACUCAACAACUUUCACUUUUGAGGGAAGCAGCGCAGGAGGAAAUGGGACAGGCUGGGACAGGGUGACGAUUUGCUUCGGUUUCCGGACAGCUCAGCUGGGAUCAGGGGACCCCUCCAAGGUGCCAGGUGACGGCCAAGCAGCUCCUGCUCCAGUCCAGAGUCCAGGAAAGAACCCGGGUCUCCAGGUUGUGCUCCAGGGAGGAGGAUGCUCUGUGGUUCCCCCAUCCACUGCUCUCUGCUGGCUUUUGUCAUUUCCACUUUAGUUUUCCAAGUUCCUCAGGGGCACUCAGCUCCACUCACCGUCACUGCACCCCCCGGCCCCAUCACCGUGGCCAAGGGCGAGGACGUGGUGCUGCCCUGCAGCUUCUCCCCGGGGCAGAAUGCACAGGACACGGAGGUGACCUGGUUUCGGGAGCACUUCUUGCCCUUUGUGCAUCGCUACAAGUUGGGCCAGGACCAGUUUGGGGAGCAGAUGGUUCAGUACCAAGGGCGCACUGAGCUGGGGAAGGACGGCCUUGCCAAGGGCAGCGCGGACUUGAAGAUCUUCCAUGUCCAACUCUCUGACACAGGGAAUUACACCUGCUUUGUUCAACGUGGCUCAGAUUACGAUGAGGCUGUGGUGGAGCUCAAGGUGACAGCCAGCGGCUCUGCCCCGCUCAUCGCGCUGGAGCGCUACGAGCACGGGGGGAUCCGGGUGGCCUGUCGCUCUGCCGGCUGGUACCCACGGCCCCGGGUGCUGUGGCACGAUCCCCACGGGCGCCGUCUCCCGUCCCUCUCGGAAAACGCUACCCAGGACAAGAACGGGCUCUUUGCAGCUGAGAGCAGCAUCAUCCUCACCAGGGCUGGGAACCAGGAACUCUCCUGCUCGGUGCAGCACCUCCCGCACACACCAGAGCAGGGACCGGCCCUUUACGUCUCAGAUCCCUUUUUCCAAGAUGCCCAUCCUUGGAAGAUUGCCCUGGGCGUGGUCCUGGUUGCUGUGGCUGCUCUCCUUAUUAUCACUGUUUACCUAUUUAAAAUUAAAGGAAAGCUGCAGAAAGAAAUAGGAAAGCUGCAGAAAGAAAUAGGAAAGCAGCAGAAAGAAAUAGAGCAACAAGCCCAGGAACUCGCGAACGUGGUUCUGGAUCCAGACACAGCCCACUGUGAGCUUGUCCUGUCUGACAAUGGCAAAGGUGUGAAACGACUUGACACACGACAGGACAUCCCCGACACCCUUGAGAGAUUUAACGUGUGGCGCUGCAUUCUGGGCUGUGAGGGCUUCAGCUCGGGGAGACACUACUGGGAGGUGGAGGUGGAGAAUGCAGGAGAAUGGAUUGUGGGGAUUUUUAGAGAUGGUGCAGAAAGAAAGGGUGAUAUUGAGUUUAAACCAGAGAAAGGCAUCUGGGCAGUAGGGAAACGGCCAGAACUGAAAGCUUUCACCUCCCCUAGUCCCACUGAAUUUCCUGAAAUCAAGGCUCCCAGGCGGAUCCGGGUCUCUCUGGAUUAUGAAAUGGGACUGGUGGCAUUUUUCAGUGUUGAUGACGGGAUUCCCAUUUUCAUGUUCCCACGGGCAUCAUUUGGGCGGAAAAAAGUCUACCCUUGGGUCUGUCUGGGUUCUGAGACACAUCUGACAAUGUGGCCCUGA
Messenger RNA from Pipra filicauda (Wire-tailed manakin), 2483 nucleotides. Its product is annotated as butyrophilin subfamily 1 member A1-like. Lineage: Eukaryota; Metazoa; Chordata; Aves; Passeriformes; Pipridae. The coding region runs from base 1065 to 2483 and encodes 472 amino acids. The record is from RefSeq and is a predicted model, not a curated record. The transcript has 10 exons. Gene Ontology annotation, molecular function: protein binding.